Molecule: messenger RNA, 963 nt
Organism: Microbotryum saponariae
Lineage: Eukaryota; Fungi; Basidiomycota; Microbotryomycetes; Microbotryales; Microbotryaceae
Source: the annotation of a GenBank genome assembly
AUGCAUCUGAGCCAUGAACAACACGUCAAUAUUCCUUCUUACCCUGCGUUCGCGAACCGGCUGCAGUCGUCCGCGUCAACGCGUCGAAGCGCCCUGAGCGACCCACCCCGCCUCCCUCUUCAAGCCGACAUCAUCAAUCAGACCUGGCUCCAGCAAAAGGACCACGGUCGCUCGCCCUCAAUCAGUGACCCUUGUCACCCUUGGCAACACUACCCUUCACCCGAGUCCAUCACCAGUGAUCUUCCGCCGCUGCUCGCACCAGGCUCGACGUCAGUGUUCGGCGCCCCACCUCACGUCGCUGCGUCAUCGCGCUCAGUGCCGUCCGUCGUUGAACAAGGGCCCGCUUCCGGCGCGGGUGCACGCGAUGUCAAACAAUCUUUAUCGGACGGUUCCACAUCCCCACCUCCACCUCCUCACAAGCGCACCCGAACUCGCUCCUACUCCAUCUCAUCGGCUACCUCGAACCCCGACACCCAUCGUUCAGUCAGGUCCAGUUCGUAUGGAACAUCCUUCUCCGGCACCAGUGCCGGCACUGGUCUGAGCACGACCAAGUGUCGAUCUUCAGCCAGCUCGCGUGCGAUCUCCAAGGCGUACGAGUCACGACGAUAUGUCGCCGAGGCACUGCGUGCUGCGAUUCAAUCGGGGAGGGUCAACGCUGCGACCGUUUCGAACGAUACUGUUUCUCGAAUCGUCGAAGGUGCGCGCAAGAAGGCUGCGAAAGAAGGCUUGGCUGGGAAGCGAGCUCAGGGGCGAUCAAGAGCAAGACAGGAGAGCGGUCAGCCCGACGAGCAGGCCGAACUGAGGGUUCGUAACAAGGUCAAGCAAGUCGUAAGGAAUGCCGUCAGUGUCGAGGAAGAUGGCGAGAUCGAGGUCAAUUGGGACGAACUGAGUACGCUCGGACAAGAUGGCCGCAAGAGGAGGCGAGCCAACAAGACGACAACCGUGAUGGCCGUGCCCGUCUAA